Messenger RNA from Microthlaspi erraticum, 987 nucleotides. Lineage: Eukaryota; Viridiplantae; Streptophyta; Magnoliopsida; Brassicales; Brassicaceae. The record is from the annotation of a GenBank genome assembly.
AUGGAGGAGAUUGUGGUUGAGAGUCUUCUCAGAGGCAACAGAGAGGCUCAGAUAGAAGCAGCUAUAGAGCUGAGUAAUCUAACCAGGAAGCAGAGACAAAAACUCUCAGAAAGAGAAAUCAUUUCUCCAUUGCUCUCAAUGUUACAAUCUCAUGACUCUAUCACCACAGAAGUUGCUCUCUCUGCAUUACUCAGCCUUGCCUUUGGCAGUGAAAGGAACAAAGUCAGAAUUGUGAAAUCUGGCGUAGUACCAAUGUUGCUAGAGAUUCUCCAGUCAGAGACGAAGAUGAUUAUAACUGAAUUGGCUAUGGCGUUUCUUCUGAUACUCUCUUCAUGUAACAAGAACAAGGUCAAGAUAGCAUCAUCAACCAGGUUGAUUCAGCUUCUAGUAGGACUUAUUGGACUCGAUACACUAACAAUUCAGGCCAAGCUUGAUGGGAUCGCAACACUACACAAUCUAUCAACUCUCCAUCAGAUUGUUCCUUUAGUCAUAUCUUCAGGAGCACCGUAUGCUCUGCUUCAAGUCAUCAACUUUUGCGAUAAAUCAUCAGAAUUAGCUGAAAAGGCAACAGCUUUGCUCGAAAACAUAAUCACCCAUUCGCCGGAAUCGAUUUCCAGCAUCGCCGGAGCAAUUGGUGUUCUUGUGGAAGCCAUUGAAGAAGGGUCAGGACAGUGUAAAGAGCACGCAGUAGGAGUAUUGCUCUGUGUUUGCAACUAUGACAGAGAGACGAACAGGGGAAUGAUACUGAGAGAAGGAGUGAUGCCUGGAUUGCUUCAGGUGAGCGUAGAUGGGACACGUAGGGGUAAAGAGAUGGCGAGAGAGCUCUUGCUUCAGCUGAGGGAUUGUUCUGGGUAUGUCAUUAAGAACAAACAAUCGAAGAGUGAGAUUGUUGAGCAGAUUAUGAGGGAGAUUGAUCAAGAAGGCGAGCGAAUACCAGGAACUAUGUUGAAGUUGGUCGAAGAGAUGAUUUCUAAACUCAGCACAUAG